This is a messenger RNA of Austrofundulus limnaeus, 3315 nucleotides long. Its product is annotated as peripheral plasma membrane protein CASK. Lineage: Eukaryota; Metazoa; Chordata; Actinopteri; Cyprinodontiformes; Rivulidae. The record is from RefSeq and is a predicted model, not a curated record. Gene Ontology annotation, molecular function: protein binding; protein kinase activity; ATP binding. Gene Ontology annotation, biological process: protein phosphorylation.
CGGAGAAAACGGGCAGCCAAGCAGCAUCUGAGUAACUGGAGCAAAAAGAAAAAAAAAAUACGUUGGCUGGGUCAUAAUUACCGAUUUCUGAUUUUCAUUAUUCCGAAGCACAGACGGUCUCUGCAACAGAGCGAAGGCGGACAUGAACGUGGAGGUUUUUAAUUUGGGCUCGGGAAGCUGAGAGAGCACAUACCGCAGCCCUCCGGACACACUUCGGUUGGGAUAAGCCAUCUGUGGUACUGGGUGUGCGCGGCGCAGUAACGGUGCUAGACAACCGGUGAUUCCGUCGACAGCUAGCUCAUCUUUUAGCCCAUUCGGCUAACAUUUUUYCCCCCCUCCACCCUACCGGGAGAAGAGCGGCAGCGUCUCGUUGUGGAACUAUCCGUGGAUGCAGCUGUGGGAGUCCCCGUGCUAAAUUUCCACCAGUCGUGGGGGAAAAACGAACCCGAGGCAUGUAAAAAAAAAAAAAAAAGAGGGGUGUUUCUUCGCAGACAAGCUAAUGUGGCUAGCCGGCUAAUUCGGUCUAAUAUAGUCCCUGAUUUCCCGGUUAUUGACACUUUUUGGUGGGGUUUGAAUCACCAGACUCGUGUUGUCUAGCGCAAAAGCGACCACAUUUAGCAAACAUWAUAUCUCGUAAAACAUAGGUCGUCAUUGAUCACUUGAAAGCCCGUGUGGGAGGGAUUUCUUGCGGAGAGAGCAUCCUCGUUUACCUGGAUGACCAUGGCGGACGACGACGUGCUGUUCGAGGAUGUCUACGAGUUGUGCGAGGUGAUUGGCAAGGGUCCCUUCAGUGUGGUGAGGCGCUGCAUCAACAGGGACACGGGCCAGCAGUUUGCUGUAAAGAUUGUGGAUGUUGCCAGCUUCACCUCCAGCCCUGGCCUCAGCACAGAAGAUCUGAAGCGAGAGGCCAGCAUCUGCCACAUGCUCAAACACCCCCACAUCGUGGAGCUGCUGGAGACCUACAGCUCCGAUGGCAUGCUCUACAUGGUCUUUGAAUUUAUGGAUGGAGCAGACCUGUGUUUUGAAAUCGUUAAGAGGGCGGAYGCUGGGUUUGUUUACAGCGAAGCUGUGGCCAGUCACUAUAUGAGGCAGAUUCUGGAGGCGCUUAGGUACUGCCACGACAAUAAUGUGAUUCAUCGCGAUGUAAAGCCUCACUGUGUGCUUCUGGCCUCAAAAGAGAACUCUGCUCCAGUAAAGCUGGGAGGAUUUGGAGUUGCAAUACAGCUUGGAGAGUCGGGUUUAGUAGCUGGAGGCCGUGUUGGCACUCCUCACUUCAUGGCCCCUGAGGUGGUGAAGAGGGAGCCGUACGGCAAACCAGUGGAUGUGUGGGGAUGUGGAGUCAUCCUCUUCAUCCUCCUUUCUGGCUGCCUGCCUUUCUAUGGCACUAAGGAGCGCUUGUUUGAGGCCAUCAUUAAGGGGAAAUAUAAGGUGAUGAAUCCACGCCAAUGGGCUCACAUCUCAGAGAGCGCCAAGGACCUGGUGAGACGCAUGUUGAUGCUGGACCCCGCUGAGAGAAUCACCGUCUACGAGGCCCUCAACCACCCCUGGCUGAAGGAGAGGGACAGGUAUGCAUACAAGAUCCACCUGCCCGAAACGGUCGAGCAGCUGAGGAAGUUCAACGCCAGAAGGAAGCUGAAGGGUGCAGUCCUGGCUGCUGUUUCCAGCCACAAGUUUAACUCCUACUAUGGAGACCCUCCUGAGGAGCUCCAUGACUUCUCAGACGACCCAACCUCCUCAGGACUGCUAGCUGCUGAAACAGGGGCAGUUUCGCAGGUUUUGGACAGUCUGGAGGAAAUUCACGCACUGACAGACUGCAGUGAGAAGGACAUGGACUUCCUGCACAGCGUCUUCCAGGAUCAGCACCUGCACACCCUGUUAGACCUUUAUGAUAAAAUCAACACCAGGUCGUCCCCGCAGAUAAGAAACCCUCCAAGUGAUGGAGUGCAGAGAGCCAAAGAGGCUCUGCUGCAGACCCACGAUGUGGUGGCCCACGAGGUGUACAGCGACGAGGCGCUGAGGGUGACACCGCCUCCCACCUCGCCGUAUCUGAACGGAGACUCCCCAGACAGCACCAACGGGGACAUGGACCUGGAGAACGUGACCAGGGUCCGGCUGGUCCAGUUCCAGAAGAACACAGACGAGCCGAUGGGCAUUACUCUAAAAAUGAACGACCUUAACCACUGUAUUGUGGCUCGCAUCAUGCAUGGUGGCAUGAUCCAUCGACAAGGGACUCUGCAUGUUGGCGAUGAGAUCCGAGAGAUUAACGGCAUCAGCGUAGCCAAUCAGACUGUAGAGCAGCUUCARAAGAUGCUGAGGGAGAUGAGGGGUAGCAUCACAUUUAAGAUUGUACCCAGUUAUCGCUCCCAGUCGAUGUCAUGUGAGAAAGAGUCUCCGGAUUUAUCUCGCCAGUCACCUGCAAACGGUCACGCCAGCGUCACAAGCUCCAUCCUGGACCUGCCAUCAACGAUCCAGCCUAAAGGCCGUCAGAUGACCAGACCUGCUAUGAAGGACAAAUUGUCCAUCAAGAUUUACGUUCGCGCCCAGUUUGAGUACGACCCGACAAAAGACGACCUGAUCCCCUGUAAGGAGGCGGGCAUUCGCUUCCGAGUGGGCGACAUCAUCCAGAUCAUYUCCAAGGACGACCACAACUGGUGGCAGGGAAAGCUGGAGAACACCAAGAAUGGCACAGCAGGCCUCAUCCCCUCGCCCGAGCUGCAGGAGUGGCGUGUGGCCUGCAUAGCGAUGGAGAAGACCAAGCAGGAGCAGCAGGCCAGCUGUACCUGGUUUGGCAAAAAGAAAAAACAGUACAAGGACAAAUACCUGGCCAAGCACAACGCAGUGUUUGACCAACUAGAUUUGGUGACUUAUGAAGAAGUGGUGAAACUACCGUCGUUCAAGAGGAAAACACUUGUUUUACUCGGAGCACACGGAGUCGGUAGGAGGCACAUCAAGAACACGCUCAUCGCCAAACAUCCUGACCGCUUCGCCUACCCCAUUCCUCACACCACUCGGCCUCCUAAAAAGGACGAGGAGAAUGGGAAGAACUACUACUUUGUGUCUCACGACCAGAUGAUGCAGGACAUCAGCAACAACGACUACCUGGAAUAUGGCAGCCAUGAGGACGCCAUGUACGGGACCAGGCUGGAGACCAUCAGGCAGAUCCACGGUCAGGGCAUGAUCGCCAUACUGGACGUUGAGCCACAGGCACUAAAGAUCCUCAGGACAGCAGAGUUUGCUCCCUAYGUCGUCUUCAUUGCAGCUCCAACCAUCACCCCUGGCAUGACUGAGAUUCCAAAAUGGUGCAGGAAGCUACCU